UUGUUGUCAAAUGUGAAAAUUUCUUAAGAAAAAGCAAAAUUUUCACAUUUUUCGCUUAAAUCAUGGCGACAUUGCAACGAUUAUUCACGAAUUUGUCGUUGACGAGGACUUUGGUGAACCCCUCGAGGAUAACUUCGGUCGUCAAUUCGCAACAAACGCGAUUCAAGUGCAAAUUUGUGGAAAAACCGCAGCCUGGCAAAGGACAAGCUUUCAGAAGAAUCGUUCAUUUUCCCGCGGAAUACACUGUCGAACCCCUAAAAACGACAAAUCUCGCAGGACGUGAUCCCGUCACAGGUCGUGUGGUUGCCAAAGGUAUCGGCGGAGGCAUCAAACACAAAUAUCAUUGGGUGAAAUUCCAUCGUGAUGGUCCCGCGGAAGGUCCUCCAAAAGUCGAACGAGUCGUUGACGUGCUUUUCGACGGAUGUCGCACCUCAAAAGUCGCUUUGGUUGUUUGCGGCGACGAAAUGAAGUACAUUUUAGCGACGGAAAACAUGAAACCGGGCGAUCUCAUUAAAACAUCGAAAUUUAUUCCGCGAAACCCCGUAAGGGCGAAUGAGGGAGACGCUUAUCCGCUUGGAGCGUUGCCCAUUGGAACGUUAGUUCAUUGCGUGGAAAAGUUCCCAGGGUUUCCAUUUAAUUAUUGCACCGCAGCAGGAACGGCAGCGAAAAUUGUAAGGAAAUUCGAUGAUUAUGUCGUGAUUUUGUUGCCUUCGAAGCGGGAGCUGGCCUUGAAACAGGAAUGCAUGGGCACCGUGGGACGCGUUUCGAAUGUCGAACAUAAUAAGGAGCAUAUUGGAUCGCCACAGAGAAAUCGUGAGUUGGGUAAUCGACCGAGAUCGGGAUUGUGGCAGAGGAAAACGGGAAGACAUGGAAGGAAAAUCAAGAGACCGCCGCCGAUGAGGAUUGUUGAUACGCCAACGAAAGAGAAACCGCAACCAAUUAAAUUUACGUUGGAAGUGUAAAAGUUUGUUCAGGUCAUAGGAAGAAAAAAAAAUAAAUUUAUGGAAAUUAUUUGACUUUUUU
This is a messenger RNA of Culicoides brevitarsis, 1023 nucleotides long. It is a transcript of the gene mRpL2, whose product is annotated as large ribosomal subunit protein uL2m. NCBI's taxonomy places the organism in Eukaryota, Metazoa, Arthropoda, Insecta, Diptera, Ceratopogonidae. The coding region runs from base 63 to 962 and encodes 299 amino acids. Gene Ontology annotation, cellular component: mitochondrial large ribosomal subunit; ribosome. Gene Ontology annotation, biological process: mitochondrial translation. The transcript has 2 exons. The record is from RefSeq and is a predicted model, not a curated record. Gene Ontology annotation, molecular function: RNA binding; structural constituent of ribosome.